Messenger RNA from Dicentrarchus labrax (European seabass), 1903 nucleotides. RefSeq names its product C-type mannose receptor 2-like. Bases 547 to 1701 code for a protein of 384 amino acids. The record is from RefSeq and is a predicted model, not a curated record. NCBI's taxonomy places the organism in Eukaryota, Metazoa, Chordata, Actinopteri, Moronidae. The transcript is spliced from 10 exons.
AACACAGCUGCAGAUUUAUUGGCGUUUAUUACCAAUAAUGCUGAACAGAUUUCUCCUAGAAAUGCUUCCUCUGUGUUGGAAUAUUAUAUAGCUUUGUAUUAUAUUUACUGCACUGCAAACACCUGCGUAAAUAACUCCGUGCACACAGUCGGUUGUAGACUGACAUAAGCCCUAAGAAUCACAAGCAUUUAUCUUUGACACAGAUUUAGUUGACGAGCUAAAUGCUUUGAGUUGACACACAAUUAUCUUGCAGGAAAAGCUGCUUUGAUGUGUGAUAUUUUAGGUUGUACGAAACACCUCAUGAAUGUUAAAAGUGACUUACAACAAAAAACCUGCUCUGCACAAAAGAGAGGAAAGUGUUUUGGAGCAGAAACUUGUCUGGUGAGAAUGUGUCCUCCACUUUCUAUUCUUUCUGUCCUACUUGAGCACAGCACAGGUUUAGGGACUACACUGCUUUUGUGAUCGGACAGAAAACAAUUCUAGUUACAACUCUACAAAGAAGCAGCUACGGGAAAACGUAUAAGUGUGAAGAAAAGCUGACCAGACAUGAAGUCGAGUCUGUCUGUCCUGUUUCUUACAGGGCUGUGUUCUCUUACCUACUGCUUUCCUCUACAGUACCACUUCAUCAGUACCGCCCUGCCCUGGUUGGACGCCAGAAAGUACUGCAGAGGCCGGUAUACUGACCUGGCCACCGUCUACAACAUAGAGGACGUGAAGCGGCUGGUGAACUCCACUGGAGGCUUUACGGAGAUGGCCUGGAUUGGGCUGCAGGAUAACGUCACUGGCUGGAGGUGGUCUGACAGCCGUUACUACGGAAACAAAGAGUUUGACUACAGGAACUGGGAUUAUGUUCAGCCCAACAACCUUCUCGGGAGCGAGAGGUGUGUGAUGAUGUGGAGCACAGGAGCGUGGCACGACUCGCAGUGCUCCAAGAGAAACUCCUACAUUUGCUACGAUGAGUCAACCAGAAGCACGCAGCCUUUCGUUUUUGUUGAACAGCAGGUGGGCUGGCCUGAAGCUCAGCAGUACUGCAGGGAGCGCCACACAGACCUCGCCAGUGUUCGAGGCGAGAAAGAGAACCAGGAAAUACAAUCUUUGGCCAAAGGAAGUAGCGCCUGGAUUGGCCUUAAUAGGAUCCUGGAUUGGUCAGAUCAAAGUGACUCCCCCUUCCGCUACUGGAAGCAAGGACAGCCUGAUGAUGCCAGAGGGAAGCAGCACUGCAUUGCCGCUGAUCUGGGCAAGGAAGGCCUGUGGUCAGACGAAGAGUGCAGCAGGGAGCUCUUUUUUAUCUGCUAUGGCGGCACUCCAGUGACCCCAAACAAAAUAACUACCACUGAGGAAGGCUCAACUGCUACAGAGAUUAACUCCGAGAUUACCCCACCUGAGCAGCCUCCAACCCCAGAGGUGGUUGACCAAACAGGACCCAUGAAUGAAACUCCAAACCAGCGAGUUCUGUCUACCACCGAAAUGCCCACCACUGAGGGAGACUCAAGCAGGACAGAGGUUUCAUCUCAGCAAUACUCAACUCCAGAUGUGGAUCAGACGAGUAGUAUUCCUGCAGAACAUGUGAUUACUCUGCGAGUGAAGUUGAGCUCUAAGACACAACUGAGUGACGACGACAUCAAUGAACUGCUUUACAUGCUACGGAAAGAAUUUCUUCCUGAGAGCACCAAAUUUGCCUGGAAGAGAAUACCGAAAUGAGAAAACCGACUGAUUGAGACGAAGGGGAUUCAGGACCGGUGAAAAGGAGAAGAAGAGGAGAGGCUGAAAUCCUAUAAAGGAUGUAGAACUUUGUCUUUUUCUGCCUCCUGAAAAACAGUUUCCGUUGUCUUCUGUGCUAUUUGCAGCGUUAUUGUGUUUUCUGUACUGGCUGUGUUUUCUAAAUGCUGCAAAUUUUCUGCAA